AUGGAUCUACAACGUUGUCAUCACUGCAAUUCUGUUGGACAUAAAAAGUUUGAUUGUACAGAGAGAUGCCGUGUUGGUUGUAAUUGGUGUGAAAGGCCUCCAGCAAGGAGACGUCCUGCAUUUUCUAAAAAUAACCUAGAUUCUCAACAAAGACAAAAUGGAAAGAGAAAUGUUCUAGGAUUAUCAGGUGGUAAUGGUCAAGCCAACGGUCCAACUAAUAACGGACCGUCGUCUAGAACUCCUAAUUUAGAUAGAACGAAUUCUUUAAUGGCAAGAACCCAAAAUCUCGGGCCUCCAAGUUCUGGAUGGCCUGUUGUGACACAACAACAGCCAACGCCAUCUCCACAAACAUUGUUUUUGCAAACUCCUUCACAAAAUUUACAAAAUUUACAAAAAAACAUUCAAAAUUUAAAUUUUAAUUCUCAAACGAUAACUUUGUUUCCGCAAUUACAAUUAAACACUAAUAAUUCUACGGUUACGCAACCAGCACAACCAAUUUCCAUACCAUUAAAACCGCAGCAACAACAACAACCACCUACACAGCAACUAAUUCCGAAUUGGAGUGAUUCUACUACUACUCAACAACCCCAGAUCCAACAAUCAUUAGAUACAGGAAAUGAUAAUAAAUUGCCUUACUCGAAUGUCAAUCAACUUCAUCAAUUACAAACUUCAAUAUUUAUUAAUAAUCCCCAUUUAUCGAAUGAAAUAGAUUCAAUUACUCAAGAAACAUAUCGUUCCCAGGUUCGGGAAAACCUUAUAAAUCAAUCUAAUAAGAACUCGCAAAACAAUUACGUAAGUGGACCGCAAUUCAAUAAUGUAAGUGGGCCUCAAUUCAAUAAUGUAAGUGGGCCUCAAUUCAAUAAUGUAAGUGGGCCUCAAAACAAUAAUGUAAAUGGACCACAAAACAAUAAUGUAAAUGGACCACAAAAUAAUAAUGUCAAUGGGCAACCGGUUAAUGGAGAUUGUGAAAAGAAUGACCCAAUAAGUCUUAAAGAUGGAAGAAAACACGGGAAUUCGUCCAUUGAGAUCAUUAAUAAGUUAAAAUUGUUAAAAAACAAGAUCGAAUUAGGCCUUCAUCCAAGGAUAAGGCCUUCCAAAUCUUCCUGGAUCCCACAAUUUCCAUAUUAUAAGAUAACCAAAGAAAACAAUUUAAAAAUUGGUGUAAAUGCCCCAAGAGAGCUACCUAAGAGAAGCGGACAUUUUAAUAAUUUCGUUGAAAUUAAGAUAGAAGAUUCUAAAGCAAUGCAAAAAUCGAAGAACCUUUCAUUUGAAAAUAUGUCAUCAAACAUGACUCCAAUUGAAGAUGCCAAUGGCGAUCGUCCAGUUAGAGGAAGAAGAAAUAGAUCACCUAGAUUGUCAAAAGGUGAGAUAAAUUUUGAUUAUUACCAUUCACCACCAGAAUUUCAAAGAAUGGAAAAAUAUAAUCGAAGCAGAAGUAGUCGAUCACCGAGUCCUAGACGAAGUUUUCCGGAAUUUGGUUCAACUUCUCGACCUAUAAAUGAAUUUGAUGAACGAUAUUGUUCGCGAAAUCCAGGUACUGAUUACCGUGAAAAAUAUUAUUCACGGAAUCAAGAAUAUGAAGAUUACUAUACUAGAUAUAUGGAAAAGCAACCUGAACGAGGAGGAUACCAAUUUAGAAAUGCAGAUAGAGACCCAAAUUUAUAUAGAAUGCGCUCUAGGUCCCCAGCUGCUCCUCACUCACGAAUUAAUAUAGAUAAUUAUUCACGCAGAGUAAGUGGAGGUAACGGAUGGUAUGGAGAUGAAAUGUAUGAUGAGAGGGAUUACCGACCUGGUACAUAUUAUGAUCGUUCUUUUCCCCCUAGACCUGAAGUAGAAAGAAGUUAUGUGGAAAGAGACGAAUUUUUAUCUCGCAGGCGAACUAAUGAGCGAUGGUAG
Diversispora eburnea is the source of this 1896-nucleotide messenger RNA. The record is from the annotation of a GenBank genome assembly. Lineage: Eukaryota; Fungi; Glomeromycota; Glomeromycetes; Diversisporales; Diversisporaceae.